AAAAGACCAGAGUAAAAUUUCACAUCAUACAACAGUAAUAUUGGUUCUCGCCCUAUGGAGAGAGGAUUAAAUUUGACUACUGACCCGUUGCCAUGCGAGAAAGAUAUCAUGCACCAUUUUACCCAUAAAAACAAAACAGUAACAAAAAUCCAUGAAUAAACAAUUCAAUUUGGGUAUAUGGAAAUGUUGGUUGGAUUAAAAAACCUGGGUUGUCAUGCUCUCCAAUCCAGUCGUGCCUGGUCUUCAGGGGGAAUUGCACGCUUUACAAUACUUUUUCGGGAAUUUUAGUUGCGAGUUCGCGAUGGUGUGCACUCCAUCUCCCUUGCGUGUUCACCUACUACUGCAAGAAUGAAGGCUUUGUCAGGACUUAUGCUUAGGAUUUGUACUGUUAAAGUUAUGGAGGAAGAUGGAGUAUUGUGAAGGAAUUUUCAUUAAUUUGUUUGAUGGCUGACAGACCAGCCUUCUCAUGCUGUGUCUCUGCUCCUCACUCCAUUUAAUGAAAAUUUGAUGGUUGUAGUACAGCGGUACAAGAAGGCCAAGGCUUUUCAGGCUAAUUUAUUCAAUUCCCAAGGGCACCCAAAUGAUCAUGUUGUGAUGCAACCUUAAAAAAUCAGAGAAAACGAAGGCUAUUUAAUGAGAGAGAGCACCGAAUUGAUCUUUAUUUUGGUACUCUAAAAAUUAGAGGAAAAAAGAUUUAUUUGGGUAUUUGGAAAAUGAGAGACAGAGCACCCAGAUGGUCAUUUUGUGCCACCGACCUCGAAAAUCAGAGAAACAAAGUCUGUUUUUGGUUUUGGGUACUGGAAAAAUGUGAGACAAAGCCCUAGAGUGAUCAUAUUGUGUUAGCGACUUUAAAAAUCUGAGAAAGCGAGGGUGUUUUUGAGGUUUAAAAAAAUUAAGAGACACCACACCCAUAUGUUGAUGUGUGCCACCAAACAUAGGAAUUAGAGGCAGAAAGGGCAUUUUUGGAUUUGGGUAUUGGGAAAAUGAGGGACAGAGGCAAAACCUUGGAAAUGUAUGGUGGUGAAGAGUCGGGUUUAUGUUGCAGGAAGCACCCCACACAAGCCUCUGGUGGUAUUUGUGCACUUUGUCUUAAGGAUAAACUCAGCAAGCUUGUUUGUUCAGAUUGUGGUGAGCAAAGGCCACCUUCAUGUUCAUGUUCCGAGGCAGCUUCAUCUUCCUCAAACAAUACGACUAAUAAGGAUAUUGCCAAGGCCGCUGGAACAGUUGAUGUGGGAAGUGCCGGGAGGAUAUCAUUUCUUAUUGAGAGUGACAAUGUGGUGGAUCUGAGAACAGGAGUUGUAGGAGGAGGACAGGUACAGUGUGAUGUCAAAUCCAGGCCCGCCAAGCCUGAUGCCAUUGUACUGUUGAAGAGAAGCAAAUCUGUUGCUUGUACAACUACAACACCACCACCAACCACACCACCUUUAGUGGCACGAACACCACCGCCACUACAGUCAUCAUUAGUAACAGCAGCAUUAGCUGGAGAUUCUAAGGUAUGCGCUUCUGAUAACACUGCAAAGAGAUCAUCCUUCUGGUCAUUUCUGUAUUUUAUCAAGAGCAAGCCAACAUCCACCAAGAAUAACAACAACAGAAACAAAAAAAUUGACCAACCAAAUCAUGAACUUGUGGGUUCCCACAGGCCUGCAGAUCAGGGGAUGGUCUGUAGCAGGCCCACUAAAGAAGAGGUGGCUUAUAAGCAGCAAGAGGUGUUGUGUAGCAGACCCACGAAACAAAGGCUGGCUAGUAGAAAAGCUCGAGAGCCAGGGUUGUUGGAUUUUGUUGAUGAAAUCAGUCCUAGAACCGCAACACUUGGGGUGGUUAAUAAAAGACCCACAGAACAUAGGAGUGAGCAAGAGAUCCCCAGUGCUCACCCUGUUUACGAGAGUCCUCUGUGGAUGUUGCCUAGGCUUUUUAGGUCUAGAUCAGUUGGGUGCGGAAGAAACAGUUUCUCUGUAGAUCAAGAUGACAUUUCCGAGUCAGGCCUCAAAACUGAGGCCAAAGGCCACACGAGUGCUUAUGUUGAUGACAAGAAAGCUGCUAUGACUAAAGCCAAGUCUAAACAAGCCAAGUCUAGAAGUCCCAGAAGUGUUAUUGUUGCUGCUACCUCGGCUGAUCACAUGAAGAUUGAUAAAGAGGAGCGGCAAGCGAAGGCUAAAAGGCAGCUCAGUGUGAAACCCAAAGGUCUUUUCGGAGGAUUUGGGAAAAGCAGUGCAACAUUGUAUGGUAUAUCCUCUGUGGUUUCUGAUGAUGGCAACCAGAUUUCAGGGGCAAGUGCUGGUCGGAGCAGAGGUUGGGGUUGGGCAUUCUCCAGUCCAGCAAGGAUCUUCAAGCAUAAGAAGCCUUCCAGGGAAACAAGUAGUAACAACAAUAAUGGUUUCAUGAAUCAGGAUACAAAUAUGCUUUCCACUUCUAAUUCAGCUGAUACUGCUCUUAAAGGAGAGUGAAAGAGGGUGAUUGACAUUAACUGUUUUCAAGUAACUUGGCCUUUUUAAGUGAUUGGAAUGUAUUAUUUUAUCGUUAUGUACCAAUAUGAACAAAUACUCCAAUUGUCUACUCUCUGCCUUCAGAUUUGCAGAACUGAUAUUCUUUGGAUCAAUUUUAGCUUUAUAACACAUGCACAUCUCUAUGUUUUUUAAAUGAUCGGAGUGUCUUAUUUAUGCGCUGAUAUGAGUACUCUGUAAUCCGUAUGUCUACUCUCUGCAUUCAGAUAGUUGAAGAACUGAUAUUCUUUGCAUCUCCGUCUCAAAAGUUUAGCUUUAUAACACUGAACAAAAAGUUAACCAUUUAAAACAUAAUUUUCCUGGCUUUAAUUUGAUCCAAUUUAUCAUCAUUUCUUAAUUUGUCAUGUUCACUGUUCAUUAUGUUACUGGUGCCAAUCAUUCACUUGUGCUAGGAAGCAGAAUUUGAUGGUCCCAAUACAUACAUAUAUAUCAUAAACUAUCUGAUUUUGAAUAAGGAUGUUUCUGCGAGUCCAUGGGGUUAUUAGUAGUUUUUGUAACACUUUUUGGUUCAUUUGUGCUCCGUGCCUUUCAUUUCUAGUCCAUGCUUUGCAGCCUAGUAUCAGAAGUGGGUAGGCUUGGUGCAAUCAGGUUGUAGUGGCUUGAGCAUCAAUUUUGGAAGUAAAAUACAUGCUUAUACGAUGUCUAAACCCAUGGAUGUUAGCUCAAUGGUAGAGCACCAGCAUUAGGCAUGGGACAGUAAUGCUGGUGAAAGUCAGGGUCGCCACUGGCCUGUUAUCUUGCUUUAACAUCCAUGUUAGGUCAGAACAUGUUGGCGUCUUUUAGAAAAAAUCAGAUUUAUUCAUCUAAUAUUUUCUGUCAUAUUUCAACUCAAAUUAUUGUCCCUGGUUGAUUAAAAAGAUGAAGAACAGGGAUAAACAAAACAUUGCUUUUCCUGGUUUGUUAAUGUUGGUAUCGCUAGAAAAGGUUUCAUGGUAUAAUAAACAGACAAGGUUAACAAAACAUUAGCUUUUCAUGAUUUAGUUUUUACCAAUGUAUCUAUUAAAAGGAUUUAGUCAUUUAAUAAAUUCUGCCAAAAAUUAUAGUGCAAAUUCUGUCAAGAGGAUUUUAUUUUUAUACUUUCUAUCGACGAUGAGUAAGUCAUGCAAUAGGAUGGUGACCAUACAA
This is a messenger RNA of Cryptomeria japonica (Japanese cedar), 3626 nucleotides long. RefSeq lists its product as uncharacterized. The coding region runs from base 984 to 2444 and encodes 486 amino acids. The transcript has 2 exons. The record is from RefSeq and is a predicted model, not a curated record. Lineage: Eukaryota; Viridiplantae; Streptophyta; Pinopsida; Cupressales; Cupressaceae.